Molecule: messenger RNA, 3707 nt
Organism: Heterobilharzia americana
Lineage: Eukaryota; Metazoa; Platyhelminthes; Trematoda; Strigeidida; Schistosomatidae
Source: the annotation of a GenBank genome assembly
AUAAACUGCGCGUCACUUGGUUCCUGGAAAAUAAUGUCGGGCAAUGUCGGGAUGGAGCAGCUUAUCCCUUUGGUCAAUAGGCUCCAAGAUGCAUUUUCCUCCUUGGGAGUUCCACUUAGUUUGGAUUUACCGCAAAUUGCUGUUGUUGGAAGCCAGAGCGCAGGAAAAAGCAGCGUUUUGGAGAAUUUUGUUGGUCGAGACUUCCUUCCCCGGGGUAGUGGCAUUGUCACUCGUCGGCCUUUAGUGCUGCAGUUGAUUAACUCUCGAAAUGAAUACGCUGAAUUUUUGCAUUGCAAAAACAAACAGUUUACGGAUUUUGAUGAAGUUAGAAAAGAAAUAGAAGCGGAAACAGAUAGGUUGACUGGAAGUAACAAAGGGAUAUCCAGCAAUCCCAUUAACUUACGUGUUUAUUCUCCUAAUGUCCUUAACUUAACAUUGAUCGAUUUGCCUGGAAUGACUAAAGUUCCUGUUGGUGACCAACCUCCAGAUAUCGAAAUUCAAAUUAGAUCAAUGAUUAUGGAGUUUAUUACACAAGAGAACUGUUUGAUUUUAGCAGUUUCUCCAGCAAAUUCUGAUUUAGCGAAUUCAGAUGCAUUAAAGUUGUCUAAAGAAGUGGAUCCGCAGGGUUUGCGAACAAUUGGAGUGGUAACAAAAUUGGAUUUAAUGGAUCAAGGUACAGAUGCUCGAGACAUCUUAGAAAAUCGUCUCCUACCACUAAGAAGAGGUUAUAUUGGUGUAGUCAAUCGCAGUCAACGUGAUAUUGAAGGUCGUAAAGAUAUUAAAGCAGCCUUAGCAGCUGAAAGAAAGUUUUUUCUAAGUCAUCCAUCUUAUCGUCAUAUGGCUGAUCGAAUGGGUACACCAUUUUUACAAUCUACAUUGAAUCAACAGUUAACCAAUCAUAUUCGAGAUACUUUGCCUGGUUUAAGAAACAAAAUUCAAUCACAGAUGUUAGCUAUGGAAAAAGAAGUUGAAGAAUAUAAACACUAUAAACCUAGUGAUCCAUCUUUUAAGACUAAAGCUUUACUUCUGACGGUACAAAGUUUUGAAAAAGAUUUCCAUCAGGCAAUCGAUGGUGGUGGUUCAGAAAUUGAUACAAAAACAUUGUCUGGCGGUGCGUUGAUUAAUCGUAUAUUCCAUGAACGUCUGCCAUAUGAAAUGAACAAGAUUGAAACUGACGAAGAAGAACUACGAAAAGAGAUCAGCUAUGCAAUUCGUAACAUACAUGGUAUUAGAACUGGACUAUUCACUCCUGAUUUGGCCUUUGAAACUAUCACUCGUAAACAAAUUGAUAAAAUGAAGAUACCAUCAUUGAAGUGUGCUGAUUUAGUCGUUGCUCAAUUAACUGAAAUUGUUCAUGCAUGCACUGCACGUAUGGAGAAUUUUCCACGUUUAAGAGAAGAAACGGAACGUAUUGUAAACCAGUGGAUAAGAGAAAGAGAAAUUCGUGCUAAAGAGCAAAUUGUACUUUUAGUUGAUAUACAAUUAUCGUAUAUGAAUACAAAUCAUGAGGAUUUUAUUGGUUUUGAAAGUGCAGAACAACAGUCAUCAGAGGUAGCAAAAAAUAAACCUGGAAAUAAGGUCAGCUCAGUAAUUCGCAAAGGUUGGUUAUCGUUGCAAAAUGUCACUUUGCUUCGUGGUGGCAGCAAGGAUUUUUGGUUUGUAUUAAAUACUGAAUCACUGACCUGGUACAAGGACGAUGAGGAGAAAGAGAAACGUUAUGUCCUUUUAUUGGAUGGCCUAAAGAUUCGUGAUAUUGAAACGGGAUUUUUUGGUAAAAAGCAUGUUUUUGCACUCUUCUACCCGGAUAAUCGUAAUGUUUAUAAGGAUUAUAAACAGGUGGAGUUGUGCGCUGAAUCAGCUGAAAUAGUCGAUUCAUGGAAAGCAUCAUUUCUACGUGCCGGUGUUUAUCCAGCAAAAACUAAAUCAGAGAAAGUAGAACAAAGUGACAAUUUAUCUCUAGAUUCUAGUGAACCGCAACUUGAACGUCAAGUGGAAAUUAUUCGUAACCUAGUGGAUUCUUAUAUGAAGAUUGUGAUUAAAACCCAGUUGGAUUUAGUACCGAAACUGCUGAUGCAUAUGCUUGUUAACGAGAUUAAGGGCUUUUUGAAGGGGGAAUUAUUGCCGAAUUUAUACCAAGCUGGCGAUUUGAAUACACUAAUGUCUGAAUCAUUGAUUGUUCAACAAAAACGUGACGAAAUGGUUCGUGUUUAUGAUGCUAUGAAGGAGGCGUUAAAUAUCAUCAGUGAAGUAUCUAUGUCUACUGUGUCGACACCAGUCCCCCCUCCAGUUAACGAUGAUUGGUUGCAGUCUGAUAAUUCAGGAGGACUAACUGCUCCUGGAUCUACAGGUCCGCCUCCUCCUAGUCCAACAGCAAAUCGUCGUCCACCACCUCCGCCUCCUGGUGGCUGGAAUUCAAGUAGUACUGGUUCCAUUAAAGGUUCUGCUCCUAGACAAGCACCAUCAGUUCCUGGGAAAACAGGUGCUGCACAGUUACCUUCACCACUUAUUCCGCAACGAUUAUAUCCUGCUGAUAUGUAUUCUAUUACAAAAGAUCCAAAUCUCCCUGGACUGUUAAACUCCAUGACAAACUAUCCGCUAAUACCACCGUCUAUUCCCGCGAAGUUGUUGCCUACCCAAUGAAAAGCUCCAAAGGAAUCUUAUGCUAACUUUUUAAGCAUAACAGAAUCAAAUCUUCUUGGAAAUGGAAAUCGAAUGGAAUAUACGGCCUUCAAUAAUGAUGGGUCAAUCUCUGUACAGAUAUUUCUGCAUCUAUUCGCAAGGCGUCGUUGAUACAAACUACUCCACUUAUAUAAAGUGAUCAAGCUUUCAAUUUAUCAAGUUAUUUAUUUCGAAGUUGGCAUUUCAUUCUCUGCAAAUAUAAGCAAAUGGUAGUGAAGUAAACAUGAAUACAACUGAAUAAGUUACUUCCCGGCUUCUUUGAAACUGAAUGUGGAAUAACUCAGAAAGAAAAAUGCAUUUAUCAUAUAAUACAUUUUAAUUUAUCUUUCAUCCUUUUUCUCCUUUCGAUUCUGAGUUAUCCUUCAUUCAGUUUCAAAGAAGCCAGGAAGUAACUUAUUCAACUGUAUUCAUGCUUACUUCACUAUCCUUGUUCUCUUUUACAAAUCCCCCCUCAUAUGCUGACUUAUUGUUUCACGUGUUUCUUUUUCAACUCCUUUCUUUUUGUUUACUCUAUAUGUAUACAUAUUUAAGGGAUGAAUUCCUAUUCUUUGUAUUUCUUUAGACUCCUUUUGUGUUCCUCUCUCUUCCUUUUUAGUUCUUUCUUAUUAUAUAUAUAGCAUACUCAUACAUCACAGUCAUCGAUUUUGUUGACGUCAUUAUUGAAAUCAUCAUUAUCGUUGUCACCUUUCUUCUCGGCAUGCACACCUGUUGAUAAUUACUACUUUCUUUUAUUUCUUCUACGAUUAUAUUACAAUAACUAUAUUACCAAUGCGGUCAAUUACUGAGAACACUACACAACUGUUGUCGGUUCUAUUAUUGUCCAUAGUUCAUGCUGGUGACACAGUUGCUGUUACUACUGAUAGAAGUGAUAAACCAUUCCCUAUGUUACAUAUUCUAUAUACGUAUAUCAAAUGUGAAUUGUUUCAUUUUUUGUUUUCUGUGCUUUCUAGUCAUUUUUUCAUGUUAUACUGACGUUAUCUUAGUUGUAUGAUGGGCUAAAGGAAUUUACAUUUUCGUUGAUUUUCGAC